Messenger RNA from Cinclus cinclus, 1030 nucleotides. RefSeq names its product dual specificity protein phosphatase 13B-like. The transcript is spliced from 3 exons. Gene Ontology annotation, cellular component: cytoplasm. The record is from RefSeq and is a predicted model, not a curated record. Lineage: Eukaryota; Metazoa; Chordata; Aves; Passeriformes; Cinclidae. Gene Ontology annotation, molecular function: protein tyrosine/serine/threonine phosphatase activity; MAP kinase phosphatase activity. Bases 1 to 615 code for a protein of 204 amino acids. Gene Ontology annotation, biological process: negative regulation of MAPK cascade; protein dephosphorylation.
AUGCAAGGGAGCAGCAAGAUGCCUCACACCCGAAACUCUUCAUCUCUGACUAGCAGCACUUCCUAUGAAGCACCAGCACUAUCAGAUCUCCAGCAGCUGCUGUGGCUCAGAGGAGGCUCUGAUAAUCAUGUGGACCAAGUCUGGCCAAAUAUCUACCUGGGAGAUGCGUGGGCUGCUAGGAGCAAAACUACACUUCAAAGCCUCAACAUUACUCAUAUCCUUAAUGCAGCAGAUGGACCAUAUAGCAUCAACACAGGAGCCAAAUAUUACACAGAUCUGCAAAUAGAGUACUAUGGAGUAGAAGCAUUUGAUGAUCCUUCCUUCGAUUUAAGUACCUUCUUCUAUGACGCUGCCAAUUUCAUAGGCAAGGCCUUAAACUCACCAGGAGGUAAGGUGUUCGUUCAUUGUGCCAUGGGAGUGAGCCGCUCAGCAACUUUAGUGCUUGCCUUUUUAAUGAUCCAUGAAAACAUGACACUUGUGGAUGCUCUGAAGACAGUGAGUGCUCACAGAAACAUCUGCCCAAAUUCGGGGUUCCUCAGCCAGCUCCGGGACUUGGACAUUAAAUUGAAUGAAGAGAGGAAAGGAACCAGAGCAUCUGCUACCAAAGGCCUGUAAGAGAGUAUUGCUGAAAGAAAGAGGACAAAAUCUUGUUUGAGUUGCCUGUAUCUCUUACAGAUGAACUGCAUUUAUAAAUUUAGGACACAAGUUUAUGAGACACCAGGAUGCAUGUUAUUAAUAAAAGUAGAUUUUGCUUAAUCUUUCCAUUUUGCAAAGCUUUCAUAGAUUUAUAUUUAUGGUUAGUUGUAUACUCUAUCCUUCACUCUCCACCUUAAAACACUGCUGUCUGCAAGUUUGAAAGGGAAAAAAAAAAAGAAAGAAAAAAAAGAGAGAGAUCGGGUUCCACUUCAGAAAUAGCUGUGUUUCAGCAACUAGUGAAGCUCAUAUCACUUUAUGAAGUGUUAGGCUAUUUGAGGUGAAAGAUGCCAUAUUAUUUAUGACAGUAAUGCUUAGAAGUUUUCUUAUGAACCCA